Molecule: messenger RNA, 1989 nt
Organism: Eptesicus fuscus (big brown bat)
Lineage: Eukaryota; Metazoa; Chordata; Mammalia; Chiroptera; Vespertilionidae
Gene: TNFRSF14
Product: TNF receptor superfamily member 14
Exons: 9
Coding region: 207-1130 (307 amino acids)
Biological process (GO): positive regulation of cytokine production involved in immune response; defense response to Gram-positive bacterium; defense response to Gram-negative bacterium
Cellular component (GO): external side of plasma membrane
Molecular function (GO): protein binding
Source: RefSeq, a predicted model, not a curated record
CUCAGCCCCGGCCCCUGGGCAGCUCCGCGCCCCUCUCCCGGCCCCCACUGGGCACAGCGCUCAUUUAAAGACAUGAGACUCGAGAGCCUGGCGAGCAAGCCACUGCAUCGAGGUCGAGAAUGAGUCCGUCCGUUCUGCCAUCCUUCUGUCCUGCUGGCAGGAGUCCAGAGACAGCAGUCAGGGAAUGAGGGAUCCCUGGGGCGGGCAUGGAACCUCUGCUUGGCUGGGGGCCACCCUCCUGCAGCCCGACGCCCACGGCCGACUUCCUGAGUCUGGCCCUGUGUCUUCUCCUCCUGAGAGCCCCGUCCUGCUCCCUGGCGACGCUCUCGUGCAAAGAGGAGGAGUUCCCGACGGGGACCGUGUGCUGCCCCAAGUGCAGGCCAGGCUACCGGGUGAAGGAGGCCUGUGGGGAGUUCACGGGCACAAUGUGUGCGGCCUGCUCGCCGGGGACCUUCACCGCCCACCUCAACGGCCUGCGCGAGUGUCUGCCGUGCCGGGUCUGUGACCCAGGCCUGGGCCAGGUGACCCGGCGGAACUGCUCCACCACGGCCAACACCGUGUGCGGCUGCGGGCGCGGCCACUUCUGUGUGCGCGAGGACGGCGACGCCUGCGUCCAGUGCAGGCCCCACAGCGCCUGCCGCCCAGGCCAGAGGCUGCGGGAGACAGGCUCCGAGGGGCAGGACACGCAGUGCGAAGACUGCCAGCCUGGCACCUUCUCUGCGGGGGGCACCCAGCCGGCCUGCACGCCCUGGACCAAGUGCAGUGGCCCGCUGGCCAGGGAAGCGACGCCUGGGACCAACAGCUCAGACGUGACGUGCUCCUCCGGGGGCCUCGCCAUCGUCAUGGUCUCCACCGUCACCGGCGUCAUCAUCGUCAUCACUUCUGUGUUACUUGGACUCAGGCUCAUCAGAACCAGAAAGUCACGUGGAGAACUCGCCUUUCCUCAGGUAUUGCUGCCUGUCCCCCCGCUGGCGGGGACAGGAGAGCGGGCAGAAAGGAACCAGCACGGGGACCUGCAGGCCUCCCGGGUCCAGCCAGACGUCACCACGGAGCCCGUGGAGGAGACAGCAGCCAUGUUCCCUGAGAGGGGCCCGCCAGCUGAUACGUGGCUUCGGGGUGCGGACGUCUGAGCCAUCUCCGCGAGGCUGCGGCCAGCGGCCAGGCCCCCGAGGACCAGAUACGGGGUCAGGGGAGCCGCCGGGACCCACUCCUGGAGGCCAGCCCGCACCGGGCUGAGGAAGAGACCACCUGCUGCGCCCGGGGCUUUGGGACCACCCACGUCUCCCCAUCAGGCUCCUGAGGUGCCUGAGCCUCCCCCCUCCUGACCCAGCGGGUGAGGACCCAGCCCAGGGCGCUCCUGCCUCCCCCCUGCCGCCCCGGGCCCUGCUCAGCUGCUCAGCUGGAGGUCGGGCCCUCAGGCACCUCCUGGGGCUGGGACUGUGCACGGUGGUCAUGUCUGCGCAUCAUAUGACUAACAGUCUUGGAAGCUGUAGGGAGCGGCUCUAGGGUCAAGCCUCGGGCUGACCUGUGGCAGGGCCUCAAACAAGUCCCAGCCUGGAGGGCAGAGCUCUCCUAGAAUAAUUAAGCCUGACCUUGUAGCCCUCCCUCAUUCCUUCCUAUGUAGCUCAUGGGCUAUGGGAGGUGCAGCAAGUGUUUCCAAAACAAGAACAUUUGUAUAGCUGAAACCAGUUUGGCUCAGUGGAUACAGCGUCGGCCUUCGGACUGAAAGGUCCCAGGUUUGAUUCCAGUCAAGGGCAUGUACCUGGGUUGCGGGCACAUCCCCAGUAGGGGGUGUGCAAGAGGCAGCUGAUCUAUGUUUCUAACUCUCUCCCUCCCUCUCUGUAAAAAAUCAAUAAAAUAUAUUUUUUAAAAAGACGCCAGAGGUUUCUAAAAAACAAAACAAAACAAAACAAACAAAAAACACACAUUUGUAUACAUGUUAAUCUACCCUUGUUUUAAUCUGACUAUAAAAUAAAGCAUCAGCUUGCA